CAAACAUCAAUAUAAAGAUAGACAAUUACUAUAUUAUUUUAAAUAUAUUCUUUAAGUUCGGCUUUAUAAUCUUGGUUCCGGCGUAUUUAAGUGUGUUGCUUAUAUGUUUCUGAAAGCUAGUACUGAACCCGAGUUUUCAACGGACUUCCACAUAACCUCAAUACUCAAAAUCUUUUAAGAACUUUCUACAAAGAGUAAUUUUAACGAAUUAUAGUAAUAAGCUCUUUUCCGAAUAAAACAUCUAUAGUCUUUCAUUCACAGCACCUACCUAUAAAUGCUUAAACAAAUUCAGUAGGUAUUCUUGUGUUUUCAUUUUCAGGAUUGUUCACCUUCUUCUGUUUUCCUUUUUUUUAUUUUCUCUUACUAUAUUUUAAUAUUCUUUCCAAUGCUCUUUUACUUUUUUUAUAGGGGUACUUGAUAAACAUUUUCUUUGCUGUGAGAUAUGCAAGUGUUCAUUUUUGAACAUAGGCUACAGAAGAAUAUUCUCUAGUCUAUAGUACUCUUUGACUUUUCUUCCUUGUUUUCUUUACUGUCAAUUCAUCCCCGCCUCAGUGUCUUUUCGCGCCUUGCAAAGUGUAUUAGUUUUUGGAACACAAACAAAAGAUCAAUGCCUGCUUGUUAUUCAUCAGAAUUUUUAACUUUACCUUCAAAGUAUGAAAAGGACGAAUAUUUUCGACCUUUAAAGAAUAACUCGUCCUAUUCUCAAAUUGCACAAGUCGACUUACUCAAAAAUAUCUUUUACGAUUUAAAGAGUGUGAAAGCAAGAAAACCGCAUCCACACCUUCCCGUAUGUAGCUCACCUCUGAGGAAUCAGGUUCCUUAUUUUGAUGAUCCUAAUUUAAUUAACGACCACCAAACCUCAACAUUUGAAGACCAAUUUCGCUUUUGGAUCUCACGCUCAAAGAAGUCUGUAUACUCCAAUUUCUUUGGUUCACCACUUGAUUUUCAGUUACAAUCGAAACGAAAGGUGCUAUGGGGAAGAUUUGUGGGUUCAUACGAAGAAACGCUUUUUAACUGCAAAAUGCCUCUUAACCCUUCACAGUAUCUUCCAUUUGUAGUCGAUAUUGGGGUCAUUUCUCGCUGUAAAUGUCUCUCUUCAUUAGUAUGUCCACCUCAUUUCAAGAUGCGCUUUUGGUCUGCGUAUUAUAUAACCGAUGACAGCGAUUUUCAAUCGCCUUACGUUGGUCAGUUUUAUGUGUCUGAAUACAAAACUCAAAAACAUAGGAAAAGAAAAACAGUAUAUGGAUAUCAAAUUCCUCAGGUUGGCCAACUGCAAUUGAUAAUUAAGAGCUUGGAUGGUAUACUCAUGAAGGUUUUCUUAAUUCAGUACGACCUUUCGGAUAUGCCUACUGAGUCGCGCGCGUCUAUACGUCAGACAAUAUAUUUGGAUCCAUUUUGUGAUGGUGCAGAAUCUUCUUCGAAACAUUUAAAGUAUGGUGUUCAUCUGCAAGUCCGCUCUUCUUUCGAUAAUCAAUAUUUUUUGCAUGGGGUUCAGAGAGUCAUUUUUUCAAGUUGCUCAUUACUGAAUUCCAAAAAUACAGUAGUGGUCAACAAGCAACCUUAUCCUUAGUAUUGCGUUUUGAAUCCGGAUGAUAAUGGAUUGGCUAAGAAGCAUUUUGUUAAUUUACAUUUUGGUAUCGAUGAAAACUACCCAAACUCUUUUUAUUUACUCCUGUACUUUCUUUCGUCUUGGUGUAAUAGACAAAGCAGUACAUUUAUGUUCUUAUGAUUAUUUUAUGACUUGAUAUAUGUUUAAAUUUAUUCUCUAACUUUUUACGACUUAAUAUCAUUGUUCGUUUGAACUAGUG
This is a messenger RNA of Schizosaccharomyces octosporus yFS286, 1808 nucleotides long. Its product is annotated as chromosome segregation protein. The coding region runs from base 608 to 1570 and encodes 320 amino acids. The record is from RefSeq and is a predicted model, not a curated record. NCBI's taxonomy places the organism in Eukaryota, Fungi, Ascomycota, Schizosaccharomycetes, Schizosaccharomycetales, Schizosaccharomycetaceae. The transcript has a single exon.